AUGCAAGAUUCGUGGAUCCCUGGAGCGGACUGUUUCAGGUGGUCGGGCAUCAGCUGUACCCGCAAUGGCGACGUCAACGGCGUGAUGCUCGUUUCAUCACGGGUUACCGGAAGUAUUUCGCCCACCUUCGGCGACCUAUCGGCCCUCGAGAGCCUCACGCUUGUGGGGAACAAUCUCACUGGCUCGCUUCCUGCCGAAAUCAGCAACCUUCGGUUCUUACGGGAGCUGUACAUUUCGGGAAACGGAGACGGAUUAACAGGACCUUUUCCUGAGACUGUCACGGCACUUACGGAUCUGUCCAUUCUUAUCCUCUCGGACAACCAGCUGACAGGCAAUCUUCCGCGAGGGAUUGGCGAGCUUACGAACCUGGUAACCCUCUCCUUGAGCGAAAACAGACUCGCGGGACGGAUUCCUCGCGAGAUUUCGACACUGCAUCGGCUGACGUGGCUAGACCUUGCCUCGAACCGCCUGGAAGGAGCUAUCCCGCCGCAACUCGCGUCGCUGCGGUCCCUCGUGGAGCUUUCGUUGGAAUCGAAUCGCCUUUCGGGAUCCAUACCUUCCAGUUUCGACAAAUUUCGCGUACUUCGCACGCUUCGCCUGGGACACAAUGUCCUUUCGGGUGACCUCCCUUUCAGCGCAAUCAACUCCAUGCGGCGGCUGGAAGUGCUUGACCUUCAUCGCAACUCGUUAUACGCGUCUUCGUUAGUGCCAUUAGCGGUACACCCUUCGCUACAGUACAUCGAUGUCAGCUGGAAUAAAAUCUCGGGCUGCUUUCCGGCGGAGUUCGGGCAGAUGAAGAACCUGACGGGGCUGAAUCUUGCAGGCAACGCUUUGCAAGGGAAGAUUCCACGAAACCUGUUGGGAAAUGGUUCUCAGCUCAACUACCUCAACCUGGCUUAUAACGGAUUCGCUGGAAUCUUCCCGUGGACGGCGCUGCGCGGAAUGGAACACCUCGACAGUAUCACGCUGAGCCAUAAUCGCUUUGUGGGGAUCGUGCCUCGCGAUGCCCUAGUCGACGUCCCUCUGAGCUUCCUCAACAUCUCCCACAAUUUCUUCUCGGGCAGAUUGCCGGACUUUGCCCGCCCCAAUGAAGAUUUCGAAGCUGAUUUCCGAGGGAAUUUCUUCUACGGGAGUGGGGAGCUGCCCUAUGCCUCCCUUCAGCAGCUGCUGCCGCAACCUCGCCAGCCUUAUUCCCGUCAGCCUUACUCUCGUCAGCCGCCCUUUCUGCCACAGCAGCGUCGUUGGUUGUCGGACUCGGCAGGUCAACUCGAGAUUCCGAAAGAGAAGCUCUUCUCCAAGGUGCUGGUGGCGAACAGGGGGGAGAUAGCAUGUCGAGUCAUGAAGACAGCGCGGGCACUGGGCAUUCGCAGUGUGGCCAUCUACUCCGAGCCCGACGUGGAGAGCCUGCACGUCCGCAUGGCAGAUGAAGCUGUCUGUGUGGGCCCAGCACCCACAGCGCAGAGCUAUCUGAACACGGAUGCCGUGCUGGAAGCAGUUAGGAGCACGGGGGCUGACGCGGUGCACCCGGGCUAUGGCUUCCUGUCGGAGAACGCCAUGUUUGUGGAGCGGCUGGAUGAGGAGGGCGUGACUUUCGUGGGGCCCAAUCUCAACGCCAUUGACGCCAUGGGGGACAAGAUUCACAGCAAGCGGUUGGCAAAAGAGGCCAAGGUGAACACCAUUCCCGGGAAGGAGGACGUUAUCAGGGACGAGGACCAUGCGGUCGAGAUCGCACAAGAGGUGGGCUUCCCAGUCAUGCUCAAGGCGUCAGGCGGCGGAGGAGGCAAGGGCAUGCGCGUCGCAUGGAACGAGAAGGAGGUACGGGAGCAAUUCAGUGUGUGCAAGGCGGAGGUCGCAUCCAGCUUCGCUGACGACCGCAUCUUUGUCGAAAGGUUCAUAGACAAGCCAAGGCACAUCGAAGUGCAGGUCAUGGGGGAUAAGCACGGCAAUGUGGUGUGGUUACCAGAGAGAGAAUGCUCCAUCCAGAGGCGAAACCAAAAGGUGAUAGAGGAAUCACCCAGCAUGUUCCUGGAUGAGGCAACGAGGGAGGCCAUGGGCGAGCAGGCUGUGUCCCUUGCUAAGGCAGUCAACUACGACUCUGCUGGAACGGUGGAAUUCCUAGUGGACGCGCAGCGCAACUUCUUCUUUCUGGAGAUGAACACGCGCUUGCAGGUGGAGCAUCCGGUCACCGAGUGCGUCACGGGGCUCGACCUCGUGCACCUCAUGUUCCACGUGGCAGCCGGCCAUCCGCUGCCCAUUGACCAGGAGAGGGCCAGGAGGAUCCACGGGUGGGCACUGGAGUCCCGGGUUUACUGCGAGCACCCCUUCAUGAACUUCCUCCCCUCCACGGGCAAGCUGCGCCGGUACCGCGAGCCCAAGGAGGUGCGGACGCCGACUGAGAUCGUGCGGCUGGAUACAGGCGCGGUGGAGGGGCAAUACAUCUCCAUGUACUAUGACCCACUGCUCUCUAAGCUAAUCACAUGGGGACCAACAAGGAAGGACGCACUCGAGUCCAUGAAGCACGCCUUGGAUCGUUAUUAUGUCUGCGGACCGUUCAACAACAUCUCCUUCCUCCGCUGCAUCUUCUCACAACCGGCGUUUGAGUCUGGUGACAUCAGCACCAAGUUCCUGGACAUUCACUACCCAAAUGGCUUCACAGAUGACAGGCUGACGCCCAGAGAGGAGAAAGAAGUUGCAGCCAUUGCUGCCUUUCUUGACAUUGUCAAAUCCCGGAGGUCUCUGCUAGCUGUCAACGCUGCUGCCCCCAGCACGCCCGGCGCAAUAGGAAACGGACACCUGGCGCACGCCGGUUGGGCGGAGGAGGAGGGAGAGGGGGAAGGGGAGGAGAGGGAGGAGGAUGGGGGGGAGGGGCUGAGGGGGAAAGCGGAGUUGGUGGUGAGUUCGGAUGGGGUGGAAUAUCCUGUGGUGGUGCGGCAUUGGAGCAAUGAGAAGAAGUCACACCUCUGUGUCGCCGACAUAGAGGUGGGGGGGGAGGUGAUACGGGUGGAGGAGGCAGUGCCGGUGGGGCUGGGGCGAGGGGUGGUGGAUAUUCGCGUGGAUGGGGAGGACACCGUGUGCAUGGUCAUGGAGAAGCAUGCGAGAGGGUUCAAGCUUGUCUACGACGGCUGCACCAAGGACGAGGUGUUGGUUCAUCAGAAGAAGGUGGCUCCUCUGCAGAAGUACAUGCCGCCCAAGAAGGUCCAAGAUGUAUCAAAGAUGGUCAAGGCUCCUAUGCCUGGUGCGGUGGUUGCAAUUGGUGUCAAGCCAAACAAGAAGGUGCUUCCUGGAGAUGAGCUGAUAACGAUUGAAGCCAUGAAGAUGCGCAACGUGCUGCGUGCCGAGGAGGCGGCCACUGUAAAGGCUGUAUAUUCUGACAGCGAGUCCGAGGAGGAGGAGGAAGAAGUCGAAGAGGAAGAGUCGGAGGAGGAAGAAGACGAUGCUCCCAAGGCAGGUGGCGAUGCCGGGCGCGCGUCGAUCUACCUGCGACAGGGCGACAGCGACAGCGAGGACAGCGACGACGGUCGCGCGCGCGUCGUUCGGCCUGCCCGCGAGAAGCGGUACGACGAGAUGGUGUCGACGGUGGAGCAGAUUAAGAACCAGAUGAAGAUUAACGACUGGGUGGCUCUGCAGGAGAGUUUCGAGAAGCUGAACAAGCAGCUUGAGAAGGUGCUGCGCCUGAUCGAGUCGUCCGUGCCCCCGCGGCCGUACAUCAAGGGCGUGGUUCUGCUGGAAGAUCAUCUGAACGCCGCCUUGACGAACAAAGAGGCGAAAAAGAAGAUGAGCAGCAGCAACGCGAAGGCUCUGAACUACAUGAAGCAGAAGCUGAAGAAGAAUAACAAGCUGUACGAGGCUGUUAUUGAGAAGUUCCGGGCGAGUCCGGAGUCUGACGAAGAGGAGGAGGAGGACGACGAGGAGGAAGAGGAGGAUGAGGACGAGGAGGAGGACGAGGAGGGGGUGGAAGACCCGUUGGAUAGGAAGGGAGGGGAUGAGGAGGAGGAGGAGGAGGGAGGGGAGGGGUGGGAGACGCAGAAGAGCAAGAAGGAUCGGGCGCUGGAGAAGCAGUUUCAGAGGGAUCACAGCGAGAUCAAGUGGGAGGAGGUGAAUCAGAAGCUGAAGGAGAUUAUUGCUGCUAGGGGUCGCAAGGGAACGGAUAGGGUGGAGCAGGUUGAGCAGCUGACUUACCUGGCUAAAGUCGCAAAAACCCCUGCGCAGAAACUGGAAGUGAUGAUGCAGGUGGUUUCUGCGCAAUUCGAUGUUUCGCAGAACCUUCACCUGCAUCUGCCCGUCCCCGUUUGGAAGAAAUGCGCGGAGAACAUAAUGACGAUUCUUGACAUUCUCGAGGGGAACAACAACAUUGUUUUGGACGAGAAUUACGAGGUCGUGGAGGACGAUAACGAGUCGCAGAAAGGCGCGGACUACGAAGGGAAGAUUCGGGUGUGGGGAUCGGUGGUGUCGUUUGUAGAGCGUAUGGACGACGAGCUGUUUAAGAGCCUGCAGUGCACGGACCCCUAUACUAAGACGUACUUAGAGCGGCUUAAGGACGAGCCCACGCUGCUCGCGCUGGCGCAGAACGCGCAGGCGUACGCGCUGCGCGUGGGCGACACCAAGGGCGCGUCGCGCGCGGCUCGUCGUCUGUGCGAGCACAUUUACUACAAGCCUCAGAACGUGUAUGCAGCUCUGCGCCUGAUGUCGGAGCAGCAGCAGCAGGCAGCCGCGGCCGCCGCCGCCGCCGCCGAAACCCCCGCGGACGCCGCCGCCGCAGCAGCAGGCGACGAGGACGCUUCCCCAGACGACGAGCCCGAGUCCGCCGCCGCGAAAGACGCCAAACGCCGCGCCGCGAUCGCGGUGAACUCGUACGGGCCGCCCGCAUUCAUCCCGACGCCAGAGGCGGUUCCACGGUGGCCGGUGUUCCCGGAGAGCGGGAGGGUGAUGAUGAAGGCGCUGCUGGCGGUGGUGUACGCGCACGGGGAGGAGCGCAGCAAGGCGCGCGCGAUGCUGUGCGACAUCUACCACCACGCGAUCAACGACGAGUACCACACUGCGCGCGAUCUCAUGCUCAUCUCGCACCUCCAGGACGCGGUGCAGCAGAUGGACAUCAGCACGCAGAUUCUCUUCAACCGCGCCAUGGCCCAGCUGGGUCUGGCCGCCUUCCGUAGAGGGCUCAUCCCGGACGCCCACAGCUGCCUCGCCGACCUCUUCGCUGGCGGCCGCGUGAAGGAGCUCCUCGCACAGGGCGUGUCUCAGUCGCGCUUCCACGAGAAGACUCCCGAGCAGGAGCGCGUGGAGCGGCGCCGGCAGAUGCCGUACCACAUGCACGUGAAUCUGGAGUUAUUAGAGGCGGUGCAUCUGCUGUGCGCCAUGCUGCUGGAGGUGCCGUCGCUGGCCGCACACUCCACUGACGGGCGUAGGCGCGUUAUCUCUAAGAAUUUCCGCCGGUUGCUCGAUAUGUACGAGCGCCAGACGUUCACCGGCCCUCCGGAGAAUGUGAGGGAUCAUGUCAUGGCUGCUUCUAGAGCACUCAUGUGUGGCGACUGGCAGCGAGCUGUGCAGCUGGCAGAGGCGCUGGACGUGUGGAAGCUGCUUCCGGUGGCGCAGAGGGAAUCCGUGCUGGGGAUGCUGAGGGGCAAGAUCCAGCAGGAGGCACUGCGGACGUUCCUCUUCAAUGCGUCGUCCACUUAUGCUUCCAUCAGUCUUGACCAGCUGACGCAGAUGUUUGGCAUGGCAGAGAAGGCAGUGACAGGGGUUGCUAGCCGCAUGAUGAUGAAUGAGGAGAUCAGUGCCAGCUGGGACCAGCCCUCCAAGUGCAUCGUGGUCAACGCGGUCAAUCCCACGCGCCUGCAGCACCUCGCCCUGCAGUACGCCGAUAAGAUAUCAGUUCUUGUGGAGGGCAACGAGCGAGCCUUCUCAGAGAAGACUGGCGGCAUGACCAUCGAAGGCGCAGGGGGAGAGAGAGGCGGGGGCAGGCGGGGCAAGGACGGAGGCGGGGACUAUGGAGGCGGGCGCAGGGAUGAUUACGGUGGUGGGGGCGGGGAGAGGUACGGGAGAGGGGGAGGACGAGGCGGGUAUGGCGGCCGGGGGGGAGGGAGAGGAGGAUGGGGCGGCGGUGGGGGAGGAGGUGGUGGGGGCGGGAGAGGGGGGUAUAGAGGGGGGGAUGGUGGAGGGAGGGGAGGAAGGGGAGGGCGUGGGGGAAGAGGGGGGUAUAGAGGGGGAGAUGGUGGAGGGAGGGGAGGAAGGGGUGGUGGCAGCGGUGGUGGUGGUGGGGACGCUAGCAGGUUUGUCAACCUCGGUCGGGCGGGAGGGUAUUAG
Molecule: messenger RNA, 6303 nt
Organism: Closterium sp. Yama58-4
Lineage: Eukaryota; Viridiplantae; Streptophyta; Zygnematophyceae; Desmidiales; Closteriaceae
Source: the annotation of a GenBank genome assembly